AGAAAGUCGCCGCUCAACUUAGCAGCAGAGCACGGUCAUACCGGCGUGGCGCGACUUCUUAUUGAGUAUGGAGCUGAUAUCUCAACAAGUGACAGACUCGGCCAUACAGCGCUCAAUUGUGCUGCUCGAGCCGGUCAUAUUGACUUUGUACAGUUCUUGAUCACAAGGGGCAUAGAUAUAUCUGCCAGGGACAGAAGCGGCAGGACAGCACUCCAUGAAGCUGCUUCGGCCGGUCAUAUCAAGGUUGUGGAGCUCUUAACUGCAAGAGGCAUCAACAUCUUUGCCAGGGAUGCUUCCGGCUACACAGCGCUCCACCACGCUGCUUUCGGC
This is a messenger RNA of Canariomyces notabilis, 330 nucleotides long. Its product is annotated as ankyrin repeat protein. The annotation marks the transcript as partial. The record is from RefSeq and is a predicted model, not a curated record. The transcript has a single exon. Lineage: Eukaryota; Fungi; Ascomycota; Sordariomycetes; Sordariales; Chaetomiaceae. Gene Ontology annotation, molecular function: protein binding.